AUGGGCCAGAUCCAAGGAUACAAGUUUUGGGUUGUCUGCUAUAAAAGUUAUGACCAAAAGAAAUUCAGUUUUUAUUUUUCAUUAACAGACAUAUGUAGAGUGUGUCGGUCAGAAGGAACACCUGAGAAACCUCUUUAUCAUCCUUGUGUAUGUACUGGCAGUAUUAAGUUUAUACAUCAAGAAUGCUUAGUUCAGUGGCUGAAACACAGUCGAAAAGAAUACUGUGAAUUAUGCAAGCACAGAUUUGCUUUCACACCAAUUUAUUCCCCAGAUAUGCCUUCACGGCUUCCAAUUCAAGACAUAUUUGCUGGCCUGGUUACAAGUAUUGGUACUGCAAUAAGAUACUGGUUUCAUUAUACACUUGUGGCCUUUGCAUGGUUGGGAGUUGUUCCUCUUACAGCAUGCCGCAUCUACAAGUGCUUGUUUACUGGCUCCGUGAGCUCACUACUGACACUGCCGCUAGACAUGUUAUCCACGGAAAAUUUGUUGGCAGAUUGUUUGCAGGGUUGUUUCGUGGUUACAUGCACACUGUGUGCAUUCAUCAGCCUGGUGUGGUUGCGAGAGCAGAUAGUCCAUGGGGGAGCACCAAUUUGGUUGGAGCACGCUGCUCCACCCUUCAAUGCUGCUGGGCACCACCAAAAUGAGGCUCCAGCAGGAGGAAAUGGUGCAGAUAAUGCUGCUGCUGAUCAGCCUGCUAACCCACCAGCUGAGAAUGCAGUGGUAGGGGAGAACCCCGAUGCACAGGAUGAUCAGGCAGAAGAGGAGGAGGAGGACAAUGAGGAGGAAGAUGACGCUGGCGUGGAAGACGCAGCAGAUGCUAAUAAUGGAGCCCAGGAUGACAUGAACUGGAAUGCGUUAGAAUGGGACCGAGCUGCAGAAGAGCUUACAUGGGAAAGAAUGUUAGGACUUGAUGGAUCACUAGUUUUUCUGGAACAUGUCUUCUGGGUGGUGUCUUUAAAUACACUGUUCAUUCUUGUUUUUGCAUUUUGCCCUUACCACAUCGGUCAUUUCUCCCUUGUUGGUUUGGGAUUUGAAGAACACGUGAGUAUAAUACUUCUACAAACGUAAUUUAUUAUAAUUACCCACAAACUUGAUAUUUGCUGAGGCUUGGCAACUCUUGUUAAAUUUCAUAGGUCUCGUCGCUUACUAGGAGUCUGCUAUAUUGUCGUUAAGGUUUCUUUGUUAGUGGUAGUAGAAAUUGGAGUAUUCCCUCUCAUUUGUGGUUGGUGGCUGGAUAUCUGUUCACUGGAAAUGUUUGAUGCUACUCUGAAAGAUAGAGAACUGAGCUUUCAGUCGGCUCCAGGUACUACCAUGUUUCUGCAUUGGCUAGUGGGAAUGGUGUAUGUCUUCUACUUUGCUUCCUUCAUUCUGUUACUAAGAGAGGUACUUCGACCUGGUGUCUUAUGGUUUCUAAGGAAUUUGAAUGAUCCAGAUUUUAAUCCAGUUCAGGAAAUGAUCCACUUGCCUAUUUAUAGGCAUCUCCGAAGAUUUAUUUUGUCAGUGAUCGUCUUUGGCUCCAUUGUCCUCCUGAUGCUUUGGCUUCCUAUACGUAUUAUUAAGAGUCUGCUGCCUAAUUUUCUUCCAUAUAAUGUCAUGCUCUACAGCGAUGCUCCAGUGAGUGAACUGUCCCUUGAGCUGCUUCUGCUGCAGGUUGUCUUGCCAGCAUUACUUGAGCAAGGACACACCAGGCAGUGGCUGAAGGGGCUGGUGCGGGCAUGGACUGUGACCGCUGGGUAUUUGCUGGAUCUUCAUUCCUAUUUAUUGGGAGAUCAGGAAGAAAAUGAGAACAGUGCAAAUCAACAAGUCAACAAUAACCAGCAUGCUCGAAAUAACAAUGCUAUUCCUGUGGUGGGGGAAGGCCUGCAUGCAGCUCACCAAGCCAUACUCCAGCAGGGAGGGCCUGUUGGCUUUCAGCCUUACCGCCGGCCUUUAAAUUUUCCACUCAGGAUAUUUCUGUUGAUUGUCUUCAUGUGUGUAACAUUACUGAUUGCCAGUCUCAUCUGCCUUACUUUACCAGUAUUUGCUGGCCGUUGGUUAAUGUCAUUUUGGACAGGGACUGCCAAAAUCCAUGAGCUCUACACAGCUGCCUGUGGUCUCUAUGUUUGUUGGCUAACCAUAAGAGCUGUGACAGUGCUGGUGGCAUGGAUGCCCCAGGGACGCAGAGUGAUCUUCCAGAAGGUUAAAGAGUGGUCUCUCAUGAUAAUGAAGACUUUGAUAGUUGCAGUGCUGCUAGCUGGAGUUGUCCCUCUCCUCCUGGGGCUCCUGUUUGAGCUGGUUAUUGUUGCUCCCCUGAGGGUUCCCUUGGAUCAGACUCCUCUUUUUUAUCCAUGGCAGGACUGGGCACUUGGAGUCUUGCAUGCCAAGAUCAUAGCAGCUAUAACGCUGAUGGGUCCUCAGUGGUGGCUGAAAACUGUAAUUGAACAGGUGUAUGCAAAUGGCAUCCGGAACAUUGACCUUCACUAUAUCAUUCGUAAACUGGCAGCUCCAGUGAUCUCUGUGCUCUUGCUUUCCCUGUGUGUACCGUAUGUCAUAGCAUCUGGCAUUGUUCCUUUACUAGGUGUUACUGCGGAAAUGCAAAACUUAGUCCAUCGACGGAUUUAUCCAUUUUUACUGAUGGUCGUGGUAUUGAUGGGAAUCUUGUCCUUCCAGGUCCGCCAGUUUAAGCGCCUUUAUGAACAUAUUAAAAAUGACAAAUACCUUGUGGGCCAACGCCUCGUGAACUAUGAACGGAAAUCUGGCAAGCAAGGCCCAUCUCCUCCACCUCCACAGUCGUCCCAAGAAUAAAGUGGUUGUCUCAACUUCUUGACCUUCCCCUUGCCUUUACGUGUCCUUUUUUGUGGACUUCUCUCUUUGGAGAUUUUUCCAGUGAUCUCUCAGCAUUGUUUUUAAGUUAAAUGUAUUUGACUUGUGUUCUCGGCAUUAAGAGCGCAGCGAUGUAAGGCUCUGCUACUCUUCCUUGCAUCUUCUGACAUCACUGCUGUCUGAGAUCUGUAUAUGUGUAAAUAGAAGUUCCUUGAUCCCCUAAAACCUUGGAUUAAACAGAAUGUGCAUUGUACAUCUUUAAACAAAAUGUAUAUUAAUUUAUUAAAUCUAGUUGUCACUUUAUUUUGGACCUGCUGUGAUCUCGACAGGAAACAUGCCACAGAGCAGUAGUGCACAGCAAGACUUUGCAGUGCUGUCUUGUGGAGUGCAGUUGCUGGUAUUCUCACUGAGGCAACUGUACACUCUGUCUUGGCUGUUCAGACCUUACCACGAACUCAAAAGGAAACCAGUAGAAAUCAGCAGUGGAGUGCCUGUGGUAAGAAAACAUGAACUUUGUGCUUCACUGUCAGUUGUUUUUGGAAGUUCUUUUGUAUAACACCAAAGCUGUUGUACAUUUUCUACUGCCUGGUUUUUUUCAUGUGUCUGUGUUUGUAAUAUUGUAUAGUAUCUUGUGCUAGGUGAGGAGAUUACUUUUAAUUUUGAUAAUUUAAUAUUCUUAAGUGGUCAUCAUUGGGCGUUGGGCUUCUGUGCUUGUUAGGGGCAUGUCUGCACUUAGAAAAAAAUGAAAAAGUCAAAAUGAGGUUUUUUCUUAGCCCCCUACCCCGCCACAGCUAUCUCUUUGUUUUUGGUAGCAGUGGCCAAAAGUCAUGCAGGGUUUAUAAACCUUGCAGAAUAAUGUCACCAACCAUACUACAUCAUACCAGAAUUAGGACAUUUUGAGAUGUUUGUAAAGUGUAGCUGUGGUUGUGGUUCUUGACAGCGUUAGGAAAGACUGGUUAGAACAUCUAAUCUUGCUAGUUAGUGUAUCACUGGGUAAACAUUAGGAAGUACCUUUCUCCUACUUUUUCAUCAGUAAAUCCCAAAGUUUCCAAAGCUUUUCGUUUACAGAAUAAAACUACAAAUAAAACCAACUUCAUUUUAUUUGCCCAGAAGGAAGCUGGCUUUGCUGGCCUUUUAACAUAGGAAUGUAUUUUAUUGGAAAUGUGCUGUAAAAUCUCAGAGAACUGAACACUUACAAACUUGGGUUUCCCUUAUAACCAAAGCUUCACGUUAGAAGUUUAGAGAAAUAGAGUGGUUGGACACAUGAUCCAAAUAUUUAAUGGUAAUGGUAUAUUGUAAGGAUAGUGUUUGGUUUUGAAUGAUACUUUAGAAGUUCUCAUAGAAAGUGUACAACAUAGGUCUUUAGAAACUAUACAAGAGUUUUCACAUAGUAUUAAAAUUAAAAUCCUUAGACUAAAAUCUGAGGAUUUUUAAAAUAUGAAAGUUGGCCAAAUAUAAGCUACUAAAAUCAAGAGCAACAUGUUCUGGUGGUUUAAUACGUCAACAUUUUUUUUCCCUAAGUAGUAAGCAACUGCUUUAAAAAUAUAUUUUAAAAAAACAGUAUCAAAAAAAAUGCCGACAAUAGGAUUCAGUGUUACACUAUUUGGCACUUUGUAGUAGCCCUUUCUCUCGUAUUUGAAGUAAGAUCUUUGCUAACCCUACCUCUACGCAGAAAUCUAGUCCUACUGUAAAAAAUUGGGAGUAUUUUAAAAUGUAAUGCCACCUGUCAUGGUGUGUUUCUAUAUACAUUGUUCUCUUUGGGAGAAGAAUAUUGAAUUGGACGUGGAAUUAAUUGUAUUAAUUUGGGUUCUUUUUAAUUUUUGAAAGUUUGUAGAUGUUUAUAUAAAGUCAUUGGAACCAUCUGUUUUAAGAGAAAGAGAUCUAGGCAGAUACUACAAAAGGUUAAAGACUCUUAAUCUUGCAGAAUUUUAUGAAUCUUAUCAAAUGUUUUGUAAGAAAACAAAUCCAAUAGGAAUGGCAAAAAAAUUGCCCUCUGUUUCACUGGCAGAUAAUUUAUACUGUCUUACUUAACAGUCCCAUGCCAGUGGAGGGGAGGUGUCAGAGACAUGUUUAUCCCUGACACCCUCCCUCCACUGGCACAUGACUUUAAGAAUUCCCCUCUAGUUUUUCAAUUGUGCUUUGUCCUGUUGUUUUCAAUAAGAUAAAUGUUUUCAUAAGGAAAGCAUUUUCUGGCAAAGUAUUUGCUUGGGUAGCAUCCAAGUUUUAUUAUUAACCAAUAGUCUUUAAAAUAUUUAAAACUCCUAGUUCAGAAAGUGCUAGUAUUGCUGCCCUUCUUCACAUAGACUUUAAAAAAAAAAAAAUCAUAGUGUAGUUUUGUUUCAUUUUACAUUUUGAGUAAAACAAUCUUCAAGAAAGUUUGCUAGGAAAGAAGACCUUUUUGCUUUAUUUUUAUUAUUUAUAAAUUGAAGACAAAUCAGCAUUUGGGGUUAGUUUUACAUGACCACUUAUCAAAUGGUCAUAGUAUGAAGUGUGCAGUUGUUCAUUAUUAGAAAAUUAUGUUUGAUUUUUAAACUAUUAAGUACUAAUAGUUGAGAUGAGGACUGAAGAAAAAAUGCCAAUGUGAAGUUUGUGUGUAGCUAGCCUUAAAAAAGCUCCAUUUUUUUUAGGUGAUUUUUUUCCCCCCUGUUCUCUGGAGAAACAAUGGAGAUGGGACAUCUCAGUUCCAGAUGUAAACAAAAAUUAAUUUUUAUUUCAGCGUUUAAUAUACAUGUUAUUACUAUGGAUUCUUGUCUUGUGUUCUUUCUUUCCUGUAUUCAAGUAAUAGAGAAUAGUUUUCUUUCAGAUUAUUUGAUCUUAGAUAUGUCAUUUAUGUAUUGACAAAAUGCUAUUAAAGUGUAAUUCUUGAAUUUAGGUUUAAUUGAUGAUGAUUUUUUUAAACAAAACAAAAAAGGAACACUGGACCUUUCUACCUUGUACUGCGUUUGCCACCAUGCAUGCAGGUGUGCGUGCACUCAUACAGAAAGUGGUGCCAGUCUGAACACUGGCACUUUUUAAAACUUUGCAAAGUCACUUAUUUUCAUUUUCAGGAUUCAAUAUUUUAAGCUCUUUACUUACUGUGAACAAUUUUUUACAUUGUAAAAUUAAAAUAUUAUGUUUAAAAUAUUCUUUUAGAAUGUUAAUUAUUCAGUCAUCAAGAGAAAACAAUACUAAAAUGUCUUACCACUAAAGUAUUAUUAAAAGCCUCAUUCAUGGCAAUACUCUAACUUCGUUGGUUUAACUGUCUGAAUUUACCUAUUUAAUUUGCCCCUCAAUCAGAUGUUUUCUUUUUGGCCUAUUACUACCCUGUGGCAUUUUUUAAAAAUAGCCAUCAUUAGUAAGGGCUUCUUCUAAAUAAUCCCUGACAAUGUCUUUGGCAUUAAUAUAACAUAAAGAUAAGACAGUAUAUAUGUUUUCAUUCCUGUCUAUUUUGUACGAGUGCCUCAUUUUGUAGUCAUGAAAGUAACAUAAUACCUUAAAUGAAAAUGUAAUGACUAAGGCCUAGGGAUAACUGUUGUAGAAACUAAAUAGAACACUUCGUUAUUUGGGAUGUCAGUUUUCUAUUAAACACUGUAGAUACCCAGACCUGUUUUAUGUGUAUAUAUUCUAAAGUGCUCCCUUUUUUUAUGUGGUUGUUUAUUGCCUUUUAAGUUGAGAGAACGAAAUUGAAUAAAGUGAAUGUUAGUUGUA
Messenger RNA from Otolemur garnettii (small-eared galago), 6489 nucleotides. RefSeq names its product membrane associated ring-CH-type finger 6 (gene MARCHF6). Gene Ontology annotation, cellular component: endoplasmic reticulum membrane. Gene Ontology annotation, molecular function: zinc ion binding. Lineage: Eukaryota; Metazoa; Chordata; Mammalia; Primates; Galagidae. The record is from RefSeq and is a predicted model, not a curated record. The transcript has 25 exons.